AACUUCUACGGCGCAAGCGCGCUCGAUUCGUUCGGGGAGUGUUUUUGGGGGUGAGCCGCUCUCCGGAUAUUCGCUGACUCCGACAUCGGUUCCGAGGAAAGGUUUCGGCACCGCUGCCAUGAAGCGCACCGUGCCACGAAGCACUCUGAAGAACCUGGUGAAGAAGCACAAGCCCCAGCUGCGUUUGCGCGGCAAUACCGACUUACUGGUACAUUUGAACUUCUUGUUGUUCCUGUUUCGGUUAGCAGAAGAAGCCAGGACCAAGGCUAUUGAAGAAAAGAGUAAAAUAAUUAAAUAUGAACAUGUUGUCUCUUCCGCAAAGGUAAUCAUACUUAAAUUCUUUCUUGAAUCUUACUUUGCAUACUAUAAUGUUAAAACUGUAUACAAUUGUAUUAAAUUCUAA
Molecule: messenger RNA, 403 nt
Organism: Notechis scutatus (mainland tiger snake)
Lineage: Eukaryota; Metazoa; Chordata; Lepidosauria; Squamata; Elapidae
Source: RefSeq, a predicted model, not a curated record